AUGAUGGUUCAAAACUACAAUGAUGAUGAUGUGGCAGUAUUUAAUCUACUUCGGCUAUCUGAGAGAUACUACAACAUAGCUAAAAAAAAUGUUUUACUGUGUACCACUGUCAAAGGGAAUAAAAAUUACAGAAAGUUGAUUUUUCUUUCCAUUAAAUCUUUGAAGAUUAUCUUGAAAACUUAUCACCAUAGCAUAAAUCCCCAAAUCAGAACCAUUGUAUUGCUCAAACUUAGUUCAAUGUAUUAUGAAGAGACAGAAAAUUAUGAAUUGGCAGAAACGUAUCUCAAUGGGUGUUUCAAUAUCUUAAACUCACACUCCAUGAAGAGGUUUGAAUUGGUUGCAAACAUCUUACUCAUAAAAGUUCUUCACAAAACCGACAGAAACUAUUGCUUCAUCAAACUUAAGAACUUAAUGCAACAAUAUGGCUCCUCUCCGAAUUGUUUGGCUGUGUUGAACAUCGUUAAAAUUCAUUAUUUCAAAGACAACUUCGAAAUUAGCCCAACUACAGAAUCUUUGAUCAGACAAUCAAACGAUGAAUUACAGGCAUACUUUUAUGUAUUAUUAUCCCAUCAUUACCUUAAUAACAAUAAUUUACAAAGGUAUGGAGAGUGUUUCGAAGUUAUAGAUUCCGUUUUGGAUAGUUCAUCUACUCAAGCAAGAUCACCAAAUUAUUACAAAUUGAAGACUAUGGCAUUUUUCCUUAGAUUCAUUGAAUACUAUCUAACAGGUAAUCACGCCCAACUUGAGCUGUUACUUGCUGCGGCUCCUAGAUUUGGAUCGGAAGCUAAACCUGGUUGGCAAGUAUUAGAUCCUUGUUUCACCUUGAAAAUUGAUAUCUCCGAAAACUUGACACAAACGUCUUUCGUAGAAUUUGAAGUAGACUGGAUUUGUCGUGAUUUGUUUUUGUCAUUGUUUUAUAUUCAUAUGGGAGUAGUACUGAUAUAUGACAAAGGUCUUUCGAGAGCAAUAUCUGGAGCAAGCUUUCAAAGUAAGUCUUUCAAAGAUAAAUUCGAAUAUCGCUCUUCCCACGAAAUCCAAGGAUCAAAUGCUUUUUUCGAUUCUUCAUUAAAUAAAUUUCAGAACUAUUAUCAAAAGUCACAAGAGAUAUACCUAACCACGUCAUAUUAUACAGCUUGGAAUAACUUCCUUCAAAAUAUCAAAAUUGAUGCCGCUGCAUUAAGUAUUGAACGUCCAAAUAAUGGUUUCGAAAGGAAAUUCAAUAGAAAAGUCCUCUAUCUUGAAUCAUUAUGCUCUUCAAGACUGGAAGAAUUCGAUUUUGAAGACAUAUUAAAUAAUUUGGAAAGCGUUAUCGACGGUCCAACGAAUGAUCUUACGGUAUAUGCUUUGUUACAAUCGUUGAAUUUCCUCAAAUGGUAUCUUGAAAUUGUUGGAAAAGUCCCGGAAAAGGCAAACGCUGUCCACAAAAUGAUCCUCGAGAGAUCAAUAAAGUUGGAGAAGAUGCUCAACGGGAACCUACAGAAUGGAUCUCUAAGAAGCUUCAAGGAUUAUGUAAAGUCGAAUAUUGACCUCAGUAGUUUGGUUUCGUCAUUAAGCGUUAUCUUAGAGCUUUCCAGCCCAUUUCACAGUAAGUUCGGAACAGAAUUAGGCAGGAUUGAUAUAUCUGAAAUACGUUGCUUCUAUAGUGUCGUUGUUGCUGGUUUAACAAGGGCUUUGUUAUCUGAAAAUGACGCCGAAUUUGCUGUUCAAAGUAAGUAUAUUUCCAACUUGGUCCUAAGAGUGUCAAAUCAUGAGGAACAGCCUUGUCCUCCUUGUAUUCAAAAUGGAGAUUUUAAACAUAUCGCUACAUGUGCCGCUGAGGUCUUCCAUCUACAUUCAGGUGGCACCGAUGAUACAAGAGAGAUAAUCAAACGUAUCAAAAAUAGUUAUGAUGCUUGUUUGCCUGGUCCUCGGGGACUAAAUAAUUACGAGAUGUUCAUAAACACCAAAUGA
Messenger RNA from Yamadazyma jaroonii, 1950 nucleotides. The record is from the annotation of a GenBank genome assembly. Lineage: Eukaryota; Fungi; Ascomycota; Pichiomycetes; Serinales; Debaryomycetaceae.